Candoia aspera is the source of this 2043-nucleotide messenger RNA. It is a transcript of the gene PEX7, whose product is annotated as peroxisomal biogenesis factor 7. The coding region runs from base 15 to 1115 and encodes 366 amino acids. The record is from RefSeq and is a predicted model, not a curated record. The transcript has 10 exons. Gene Ontology annotation, biological process: protein import into peroxisome matrix. NCBI's taxonomy places the organism in Eukaryota, Metazoa, Chordata, Lepidosauria, Squamata, Candoiidae. Gene Ontology annotation, cellular component: peroxisomal matrix; cytosol. Gene Ontology annotation, molecular function: protein binding.
CCUCAUCCCCGCCCAUGCGAGGGGGCGGGGAAACGAAGAAGGGAGCGGGCGCUUUUGAAGCCGCCCGCGGGCAGCUGCCUCCCCGUGGCCAGGCAGACAAGUUCGGAGUAGGCGGUGAGGCCAUGAGCCGCAGCGGCGGAGAAGCGCCAGGGAAGCUCCUGAGGGCGCAGGCCUUCCGCUUACCCGGCCGCCACGGCUACGCAGUAGAGUUUUCGCCGUACCUGCCGGGGCGUUUGGCCUGCGCUACCUCGCAGUACUACGGGAUUGCAGGUUGUGGAACUCUAGUAGUGUUGGAACAAAAUGAAGCUGGACUUCAUCUUUUCAGGAGUUUUGACUGGAAUGAUGGGCUAUUUGAUGUGACGUGGAGUGAAAACAAUGAACAUGUGCUGGUCACUUCCAGUGGAGAUGGAUCUUUACAAAUAUGGGAUACAGAAAAACCUGCAGGUCCACUGCAGGUCCACAAAGAACACACUCAAGAGGUCUAUAGUGUUGACUGGAGUCAGACCAGAGGAGAACAGCUAAUAAUAUCUGGAUCAUGGGAUCGAACAGCCAAGUUGUGGGAUCCUGAAGUGGGACGGCCAUUGCGCACGUUCAGAGGCCAUGAGGGUGUCAUUUAUAGCACCAUAUGGUCUCCACAUGUCCCUGGCUGCUUUGCCUCUACCUCAGGCGACCAAACUCUAAGGAUUUGGGAUGCAAAGUCACCAGGAUUGCCAGUGAUAAUUCCUGCUCACCAAGCUGAGGUUUUAAGUUGUGAUUGGUGCAAAUAUGAUCAGAACUUGCUUGUAACAGGUGCUGUUGACUGCAGUUUGAAAGGCUGGGACUUGAGAAAUAUCCGGCAACCUAUAUUCAAUCUGUUUGGGCAUACAUAUGCAAUAAGAAGAGUGAAAUUUUCACCAUUUCACCCCACUGUAUUGGCUUCUUGUUCCUACGAUUUCACUGUGAGAUUUUGGGAUUUCUCCAAGCCUGAUGACCCUCUGCUUGAAACAAUGGAACAUCAUACAGAGUUUACUUGUGGCCUAGAUUUAAGCUUGCACUAUUCAGGCCAGGUGGCAGACUGCGCUUGGGAUGAAACUGUGAAGAUCUAUUAUCCGUCUUCAUUGGUAGUUCCUGCAUAGAAAGAUUUCUCAAUAGCGAAAGACUGAUUUAGAAGAAAUUAUUUUUAUUUUUCUUGGGCAACACAGAACCACCAUGAUUGCCUUACUAACAAUGCUAGGUUUUAAAAUGAGCUUUGAAUCAAACAUGUGAUUAAGGACAGAUUCAUGUAACUUCUUGCACAAAACCGGGACUGAAUCAACAAAAUGAUCACAUACUGUGCAUUGAGUAUACAAUAAUUAUGUAAAUUAUAAGCUGGCAACCUAGUAACCUCCAAAUGUUUUGGUCUAAAGCUCUUAACAGUCCCAGAUAGCAUGACUACUGUCAAGAGAUAGUGGAAAUUGUAUUCCAAGACAUCUGGAGGGCACUAUAACACUAUUCCUGUUGUAAAUAUUAGGUAAUUAGAACUGUCUUAUAUCUAGAAGAGUUAAAAAUGUAAAUUUCAUUGCAAUUUGAGUAUUCCCACUGUUUGAACGUAGAAUUUAUCAUACCACAAUGUAUCACCAUUGAACUGAGUUCAUUAUGGAAAUACUUUGCAAGUAAUACUGCAUUAUAAUAUGGCACAUAGUUCAUACAGUUAAUGGCUAUAUAAUCUGAGUUUUAUCCUCCUUUUUGUCUCUGAGACAAAUACUACAGUCAUUUUUUUGACUGAAUUUAUUAUAUUUUUGGAUUCCGUUAUUUUGAAUUAAACUAUGAUUGAACUAAGGUUACCAAUUUCUGAAGGAUAAUAUGAACAGGACCUUAAGAGCAGAAUCCAGAGAAACCAGAAGGCAGGGUCGAAAUGCCUAAGGCAGAAAACAGUAGUGCCACUGAAAUGCUUAUCCAAACUGUAUAGUUACUUUCUGUGCUUAGCAUUUACUUGCUACAAAGUAAUCCAUCUUUAUAUGAUGUUAAACACUGUGCAUAUUUACUUAUGAGAAUAAUUAAAACUAAGACUUAUUUGUUUCAAAA